CGGCCUUCCUUGCCCCGGAGGGAGGACGGGAGGCGGGUCCGCGGCGCGCCGGCCGCCGGCUGGGGCGGGGGUGGCGGGGGUUCCCGCAGUUGGGCAACUCCGGCCCGCGGGGCCACGUCCCUGCUGCCGGCCGGCGCCGCACGCAAGCUGCCGAGCGCAGCCUGGGGCACUCGGGCCCCGCCAUGGCCCGGGAGAGGCCGCCCGGGAGGGGCUGCGGCGCCCUGCGCCGGUGCCUGCUCGGCGCCGCGCUGCUGCUCGGCCUGCGCCUCCUCGCCGAGCUGCGGAGCCCCGGGCCCGGAGCCCACUCCCGCAGCGCCGCGCCCGCCCCGGGCCCUCGGCCGCCCGGGCCGCACCUGCAGCCGGCUCCCGGCCCUCCGCCGCGCGGCGCCAGCAGGAGGCAGGUGACCUACGUGCGCAGCGGGCGCAGAGCGCCGCCGACGGGCGACCGGCGCCGGACGCCGGAGCCGAGCUGCUGCGCCCGGCGCGGGCGCCCCCGCCCGAAGGGUCCCCGAUGGCACAUAGAGCUGCAGCCUUGGGCAGGCCCUGCUCGGUCCCUGGAUGAAGAAGCCUUGAGGUUCCUGAGCUAUAUCAGCACCACACAGAUUGCAUGCAAUCGUAUGAGUACCUUCAGCCUGGCUACUGACUCCAGCCCUGCCAAGCAGCCCUGGUCAGUGUGUCUCGAUGACAGGUUUGGCUUAGCUCAGCAAAUCCACAACAAGCAGUGCCGCCUCUAUUCUUUAGGGCUGGGAGGUGAUGAUACCCGUUUUGAGGUUGACAUGGCCAGGAACGGAUGUGAAGUGCAUCGGUUCGAUCCUAGCGUGAAGUCAGCUCACGUUCUGGAGAGCCAGCGCCUCUGGCAUCACCGCUUGUCCAUCACCUGGAGGGACCCCCAUCCAGCGGUUGCUGCUCAGAGAUCGCAUGGCAGUGCCAGAAAGCUGGGGAGCAUUUUGAAUGAAUUUGGGCAUCACAAGAUUGAUGUUCUCAAGGCAGAUCUGGAGAGUGCCGAAUGGAAAGUUUUGGAAAAUCUCAUUCUGGAAAAUGUGCUUGAACAGAUUGGACAGCUCAUCUUUGAGAUCCAUCUGCACUGGCCCGGGUUCGAGGUCAGUGGCAGUGACAGCAGUGUCGUCAGAUUCUGGUACAGCCUCCUCAAAGAAUUAGAACUAAAGGAUUUCAGGCUUUUUCACAGUUACAAAGAUUUAUCUAAACCUCAGCUAUUCCUAAAGAAAGAUCUCUUCAAUGCAAGUAGCUGUUAUACUCUGAGCUGGGUGAAUACAAGGUGGAAAUAGGAUGCAGGACCUCAUGAGGAGUACAAGGAAGGAAGUAUUUCCAGAGUGGAGUCGUCCAUGGCUCCCUCCGAGGGUUUGAGCACGCAGCUUCCUUACCUGCCCCAGCAGAGACUGUGUCAUUGUCUCUGCGGUGCAGGGGGGCCUGGAGCUUGAUGUGCAAAGGCACAGUCGAUACUUCAAGGGAUGAACAACCAACUACGCUCGCCACUCCACCACGCAACCACCACCAUUUGUCCAGACCCAGGCCUUUUGCUCUGACAGAGGACAAACUUGUCCUCCUCCACUGUGACUUGGAAAGUACUCCCCCAUGCAUCCCAGUUUUCCCUAAACUUUAUUAUAUGUCUAUAAUCCGUGAAUUCACCCACCUUACAAUGAAAUGAUAUAUUUUCCCUUCGUCCUGGGUUGAUGACAUUCCCAAGUUCGUGAUCUCCUGUUUAAAACAGAGCCUUUCUUUGGAUGCGGAGUCACCUCUCUCCGGGUUUUGCCAGCUCACUUUGUCAUUCCUCCUCAGCCCUUUGUGGGGCCAUGCAGCGGUGUUGUAACAGCCACGGGUUCUGGCUUCCGGGGCCUCGGACACAUCGCAUUCUGUUACUGAGUUUCAAAGCCCAGACUAUCAAGAGCUUCAACUCCCGGUUCUUUCCUGACUCAGCCUUGGAUCCCUACCUUUGUGAAGCGGAGCACACAGCAGAAAGUGCGAGUCUUCACUGCUAGCACUUCAGCCUCCAAACAUCAGCUCCCAACCAGGCACGUGGGCCGCGCUGUCAACGGUUUUCUAAUACCUUAGCCCAAGUGCAUUUUCCGGUACUGUCAGUAGGCAUCACAUGUGACAUAUGGCCUGAGGCCAUCGUGCCUGUGGUGCCUUUUUCCUCGGAUGGUUACACAGUAGUCAGUAGUGGCAGUCCUUUCCAUAUGCAAGUUCAUGGAAAAUGAAAUUAAAAUGUUUAUUUUGCUGUAAACAAUUUUGAAAUCCAUGCAUAGAUAUUUCAUAAUUUUCAUGAACUUUUAAAAGACCUACUCAUCAGUAUGGAUUUCAAAAGUUUUUCCCACCAAAAUACAUAUCUUUUAAUUUCAUUUUCUGUGAAUGUUUUUUAAGUAUCUAUAUGUAUUGUUGUUAAGUGGAAUUUGUAGCUCCAAUAAUUUCUAUUUAUAGGAAAAGAAACUUACUCCACUGAAUGAUUUUCAAAAAUCCCAUUUUGGAUAACUUACUUAAAUAGUUUAAAAAUAACUGAAUUAUUGCUUUGCCAAUUUAGUAUAUUUUUUGAUGUUUACACAGAAUGUAAAAAUUGUAUGUAUGCUGUUGCUUCCAAAAAUGUUUGGAGGGUACAGAAUACUGAUCAUUAGUAAAUUUUUUUCUUCUCCCAUUUUUAUUUUAAACUUCCUUCUACCCUCAGAUGUUCCCCAGGUUGGCUUUUUGCUUCUUUCAGUGAUUUGAAAAUGUCAUUUAUCAAGUGAGAAACCAAAAUGUAUUACAAUAAGAUGAUCUCUCUAACUUGAGUUCAAGAGAACAAGACUUUCUGAGUUAGUUGUGAUGACUUUUAGAAAUCCAGGUGAGGUUUUUAUUUUAAAACCCACAGUACUCGAAUGAAGGUUGUGGAGCUGAGAGGACCAGCUUGAACUUGACUGAUGAUGACAGUGGAAUCGCUUCAACCCAGAGGUAUUUCAAAUGCAUGGACGGAGACAUGCAAACGUUAAAGUGGUUCAUACAUUCAGGCUGUGUGGUGUCAUCUCCAAAGCAAAGCUAACUUUGGAUUAUAUCACAGGUUUUUUUCAUAAAAAUUUCAUAUGCUGAAAUAUACACAUUGAAGUAUGAAGAGUGUGCUAACCCUCCGUGUCCAAUCCGAUGGAUCGGCGUUGAGAUACGCACACACAACCACAACAAGAUCUCUAACUCCUGAGACUGAAGAGGGAUGGUGCUACGGAAAGUCCCCUUUGUGUGGGGCGAGGCAACCACACAUUCCAGAUUGGUGGUGUAGAGCGUCGACUUCAUCGUGCUACCUAUAUCCGAAGCAAGAGUGGAUGUACUGGUGAAAAAACCCGCACGCACUCCCACCCACACCCGCCUACCAGGCAGCCUGUUCUAAAACCGUCCUUCAUUUACUUCAGGGACAAUCUGAAGUUUCUGGUGAAUAUUCCAAUGGUUGCUAUGGCUUCCUUGCCUCUAGAAUUUAUUAUGCUUAUCAUGCAGGCCGGGGUCUCUUAAUCACAGCACAGUUGCCUUUUGGGCUAGAUUAUUCUUUGUUGGGGGUGCGAAGCUGUUCUGUGCCUUGGAGGGUGUUUAGAAGCAUCCCUUGCCCCCUCCCCACCCCCACCCUGCUGGAUGGCAAGAGAACCUCCCCCCCUUGUGUCAUCCAAACAGGGCCAGAUGUCCCCGAGGGGGCAAAGUCACCCACUGUGGAGAUGUCCUGCCGGGCGCCAUGAGAAGGUGGCCAUGCUACGCAGCACCGGUGCUUGCUUAUGAAGAGUGGGCAAAACAAAAACCGUCACCACCAUCACCACACCAAAGUAACAAACAAAAGCAAAGCUACUCUGUCUAAGCGCUGACUACAUGCCUGGCACUUAGCAUGGAUCACUCCUAAUUUUUCUACUAACCUAAGAAGAAGUAUAUUUUCUCCUAUUGUAUGGCUAGAGAAAGUCUGAGAAGUUAAAUAGCUUACCUACAUUACUCAGCCUAGUAGACAGUGGAACAGGAAUCUAUACUUUCCUUUCCUCUUUCAGACCUUCCAAACAUGGCCUCCAUAACCUUCACCAGUAGGCUACGUUGAUGGAAGGACAUAUUUUGGUCCCACUUAGCAAAAGGAGGGAAAAAAAUACAAAUAUAGUUGAACCAGACCUGCAAAUCUGUUAGAGUUGGGAAAAUUUUAUAGCAUACAGGUUUGCUUAAAAUGGAACCAUGUAGUUAAUUAAAACAUGAGGGUAUUUCAAAAAGUCUUUAGAGAAAUACAAUUAAAAGAUCAGUAUAUUUUGCUGCAAAAAUUUUUGAAAUCCAUGCAGACUUUUUUUUUUCGUAAUACACAUUUUCCAUGUACUUUUUGAAGACUCCCUGUAUGUCUGCCAAAUGGAGACUUACUGAAGACGUAUGGGGACUGGAAAACCUCCCUGGCAGCAUAAUUAAGGCUGCCAGGAAAGCUCUUGUGAGGCCCAGAAGGGAGUCUUACUCUGGCUCAUCCUAAUACUUGGCACUUUCCUCCUGGUUUUUAGAAAGGAUACAGUCACUUGAAAUUGUAGUGUGACUCUCCUUUGCUUUAAACUAGGCCUUCCUUGAUCUGUAGAUAAAUAAGCUAAGCUGGGAAUAUUUGUGAAACACACCUCCCUAGUUAACUCAUGUUCAUAAAUGACUCUGAAAACAUUUAAUGAUGCUCUUAUCACGUGAUCUACAAAAGUGCUCUUUUUAGUCGAAAUACAAAUGCGGAUGUAAGAGAUGCAGAAGUUGCCAAUUAGUACUCCCUCUGUCACAAGUCGAAGUUUAAGUCAAAGAAAAAUAAUGCUCUUUGUUUUUUUGAAGAGUAGUAUAUGAUGCCCUUAAAAUAGGUUACCACAUGAAGACUUGUGUUUGACAUGUCCAGAUGAAGGGAUCAGGGAAAAGUGAGCAGACUUCUGUAAGAAUUGACUGGAAGGCCACUAAUAUUUACAUCAAGGUAGAACAAAAGUAAAUUCGCGACUUCACGGAUGUUUUGUCCAAGUUGGUUAUAUAUAGAAGCAUGUCUGCCUCGUCCAUAAGAUCUUUUAGUAAAUACGGUGUAAGCUUUGCGUUUCCUAAGUACUACAUGUUUACAUUCAGUAAAGGUUAAAUUAAUGGAAGCCAGGCUCGGCAUAUUUUGCUGGUUUAAAAAUGAAGGCCAUAUUUAAACAGAGUAUUCUUCUUGAGAAUUUCACAGUACUUCAAAGUUCAAUUAAUACAGUUGUUCUUUCUGGAUGGAGAUAAAUUUAUGUUUGGUUUUUAAGCAAUAACGUAAUUUUUUUGUACUAGUCAAUUGUUGGUACUUUGUAAAUUCAAUAUAAAUUUAAUCUUAUGCUAAAAUGUCACCUUUUUCUGUACUUUGAACUUUAUACUUAGAUAAAAUCAUAACCCAAGAUUCAGUACAUUCCUAAAACUGCCUAAAUGUAGGGAUUUUUGAAAUCUUUGGAUGAUUCUCUUUCUGUCCAUAAGAAAAGUAAACCAAGCAUGCUGUCAUACUUUGUGUUUAGAACUAUAUGGUAAAAUGCUUAUUCUCAACAGUUCAAAAUGAAUGUAUUCUAAAACCAGCAACUUCAUAUUCUUACAUAAAAAUUUUUACUUUUUCUUAGUCAUUGAUUUUUGUAAGAUUGACUGAAAUAAUACUGGAUUUGGGGUAGUUGGGGGAGAGUCUAGUUAGAAUUCUGAGCUUGGGGCCGGCACCAUGGCUCACUUCGUUAAUCCUCCGCCUGCAGCGCCAGCAUCCCAAAUGGGCACUGGGUUCAAGUCACGGUUGCUCCUCUUCCAGUCCAGCUCUCUGCUGUGGCCCGGGAAGGCAGUGGAGGAUGGCCCAAGUGCUUGGGCCCCUGCACCCGCAUGGGAGACCGGGAGAAGCACCUGGCUCCUGGCUUCGGAUCGGUGCAAUGCCGGCCGUGGUGGCCAUUUGGAGAGUGAACCAACGGAAGGAGGACCUUUCUCUCUGUCUCUCUCUCACUGUCUAACUCUGUCAAAUAAAAAACAAUACUUUAAAAAUGCCUGGCCCAGCACCAGCCUUGCACCCAUCUGGGGAGUGAACCAGUAGAUGGGAGAUCUCUUUCUCUCCCCAUCUCUCCCUCUCUCUCUUUCUGCAACUCUACCUUUCAAAGAAAUAAAAUAAACUGCAUCAUGAAGACAGGGAACAUCAGAACUAAUGGUCAAAGGCUAGUGUUCUUUAGGAUUUCUUGGGAUAUUUCAGAGAUUUUGGAGCAAGAGAGAGAGGGAAAGGGAGGGAGGGAGGAAGGCAAUAUCACUAUGUUCAUAGAAUUGUAUCUACAUGUUGCAUUGACUGCUUAUAACUAAUUGAAAAUCAAAAUUAAAAAAUAAAUUUUUUUAAAAACAAAACAAAAAUAAAUAAAUAAAUAAAUAAAAAAUAAAGAAUUCUGACCUUGACCUUGGCUGUUUCCAUGGAGAAGCCAGGUUGCACAGGAGUGCCGUCUUAUCAGUGUGGACCAGGAGAGACCCACUGUGGAGCGUAGUGAGGACAGUUAACAGCAGAGGAUUGAGUGCUUGGAAGUUGCUGAGCGUCGACUUGAAGUGUUCUCACCACAAAUGAACUGACAAGUGUCUGAGGUAAUGGCUAUACUAACUAGCUUUAGUCAUUCUUCAACACAUACAAGUAUCAAAUUACCAUGCUGUACACCAUAAAUAUCUUUUAUCAAUUAAAUAAAAACAUAUCCCAUAACACCUUGAAUCUACUUGGACUAAAACAAGGUACCAGUAGAGACAUAGUGCUUGUUGGCAAAUGGCGGUGGUCUUGAGUUCCCCAGGGGCUUGCUUCUACCGUGGCCCCUCCAAAGAACACUCAACCUCCCCUCAAGUGGUGGACUCCAGUGAGUGCACAGCAUGGCCGGGGCCAGCGUCUGCACUAAGGGGUCCAUCCUCUGCCUCACUUGUUGUUGGAGAUUCUGAAUAUCACCUAGGUGAGGCUAUGCAGGGCACUUUUAAAAGUUUUUGGAAAAUGGACAGUGAGGAUAAGUUUAUUUUGGUGCAAGAAAGUUUUGAAAUACAUGAAAAUAUAUAGUAAAGAAAGGUCCAAAUGGGUUCUAUAACAUUAAUGAGAAGCCAUAUUUGCGUAUCAAUACAAAUAAGCUAUUAGUAUCUAUGCAAGAAAAUAGUUCUCAAGGUCAGGUCAAACAUUGUUUUCUCAGGGACCCCUGUUUAAGGCCCCCUGCUGUGUCCCCCAAAACCAUCUGCUCUUUAUCUUCACAUCCCCUGUCUUUGAAUGUAUCUGUACAAUGUCUGUCUUUCCCAGUAGACUGGAAGCUCCCUGAGGGUAAGGGCCCUGUCUGCAGCCACAGUGCUUAGCAUGGAACCUGCUAGGUGAAAGGUGCUCAAUCAAUAUUUGUUGAAUAUAAAAGUUUAAAAGCUAUUUUUUAUGUAAAAUUGUUUCAUCAUCAUUUGUUACUGAAGUUUUCUUUCCUGGCAUUAAAAUACCUUUGGAAUUUA
Messenger RNA from Oryctolagus cuniculus (rabbit), 7422 nucleotides. RefSeq names its product methyltransferase like 24 (gene METTL24). The record is from RefSeq and is a predicted model, not a curated record. Lineage: Eukaryota; Metazoa; Chordata; Mammalia; Lagomorpha; Leporidae.